AUUCCGAUCGCUACUAGUGAGGGAGGCUCACUGGUUUAUGAAAAGGAAAACACUGUGACGUUGCAGUAUUCUAUUUACAAGACAGAGGGUAAAGCAGAUUCACAUUGUCUGAUCCUAUUCGGAUAUGAAUAAGAAAUAAGGCUUCAGCGCAAAAUUGCGAUGACAUUUUCCCACGUGCGUAAAGGGUAACAACACAGCUCCACACUAGGACGCUUUGCCUUGCCACCUGUUAGACGAAGAGCCAAAGAAUACGCGGUACUUUAAAACAACCCUCCACUGUUUAACGGUGGCUGAACAUUGCUGCAAUUGCAUUUUGGGCGUCGCACGAGGACUGGCAGAGGAUACGAUCAACACAAUGGAAAGUACCAUAUUAAAUGAGCAGGACUUUUGGUCAUUCAACAAAUCCUGGAGGAACUCAACCCCUGGCAACGGGUUCACCGGGGGAAAUCAGACUAACCCCCUGAAACGGAACGACGAGGUGGCUAAAGUGGAGGUGACCGUGCUCGCCCUGGUCCUGUUCCUUGCCCUGGCUGGGAACCUGUGCGUUCUGGUGGCCAUCCACACCACCAAGCACACCCAGUCCCGAAUGUACUACUUCAUGAAACACCUCAGCAUCGCGGAUCUGGUGGUGGCUAUAUUUCAGGUCCUGCCACAACUUAUCUGGGACAUUACUUUCCGUUUCUAUGGACCCGAUAUCCUGUGCAGGUUGGUGAAAUACCUUCAAAUCGUCGGAAUGUUCGCCUCUACCUAUGUGCUUGUUUUGAUGUCAGUAGACAGGUGUUUGGCGAUUUGUCAGCCGCUUCGGUCUCUGCACAAGAGAAAGGAUCGCUUCUAUGUGAUUAUAUCGUGGGUCCUCAGCCUAUUGUUCAGCAGCCCACAAAUGUACAUAUUUUCUCUGAAGGACGUUGGAGCCGGAGUGUAUGACUGCUGGGGUGACUUCGUUGAGCCCUGGGGUGCCAAAGCGUAUAUAACUUGGAUUAGCCUUACCAUCUACAUCAUACCAGUGGCCAUCCUGAGCCUAUGCUAUGGGCUAAUAAGCUUUAAGAUCUGGCAAAACUUUAGAAUGAAAACCAAGAGGGAGCAGUGCAUAAGCCUCACCCCGAAGACUUCGAAAGGCCAUGCGCUCACCCGGGUGAGCAGUGUAAAGCUCAUCUCCAAAGCGAAGAUAACCACCGUUAAAAUGACAUUUGUCAUAGUCCUGGCGUAUAUUGUUUGCUGGACACCUUUCUUCACCGUGCAGAUGUGGACGGCUUGGGAUCCAGCGGCGCCCCGGGAAGCCAUGCCCUUCAUCAUCUCCAUGCUGCUGGCCAGUCUGAACAGUUGCUGUAACCCGUGGAUCUACAUGUGCUUUGCGGGCCACCUGUUCUCAGACCUGAGGCAGAACUUUGUGUGCUGCUCGGCCCGCUACCUCAAGUCCUCCCAGUGCCACUGCGAGCGUGACAACGACUCCAGCCGCAAAAGCAACUCCUCCACCUACGUUAUCAAGAGCACCAGUAGCCAGAGGAGCGUCACACAGACCUCCACCACAUGAGACGCCCUCACUUCCCACAAUGGUACCUGCCCAGUCAGAACUGUAAACCCCUCACACACACCCUCCACCACCGCCCCAAACCCACAUUUCUCCUUCCCCUACUGUUGUCCCGCUCUGGGGGAGGCUCACCUAAAACUAUUGCACUGAUUUUUAUAUUUAGUCUCAGACAUGGUUUGUCAAGAGUAAAUUGAACAAUUGAUUGUUGUACAGAUGGAGAUUUAUUUGGGGACAUGUUGAACGUCUCCACUUACAGGCAAAUAUCCUGUCGCAGUUCAGAGUGAGUCAUCCAUUGAUUGUGUUUUCAGACUGAUGGAUUUACAUAUUUGGUCCGUGGAGGAGGACAGGAAAUGGUAAAUGAAAAAUGAAGCACUGACUGUCUGUCACUCCCAACCAAGGAGAGGAGGGAGCUGUGUUCUCCUCACCAUGGACUUAAAGCCCAUUAACAUAGGCCUCCCAUGCCACAGACUUUGUGUCAAUCAGAUCUGUAAUGGUGGUUUGGAUUGUGAAUACUGACCAAGACAGGGACAUUUCUUAUUCAUUUUGUCAGCCUGAAGGUAAAGCUACUCUCCUCUCGCAUUGCUUUGCACAUAUUGACAUAUAGGAUGUCUCCUGUGCUAUGUUGCUCAUGUCUGUUGUAUCACACCAUCCUUUAGGUCACACACACAGUACAUUUCCAUUAUUACACAGUUUGUGAAAUGACAACUGCCAUAUCUGUCAUGCUGUAAAUGUUUACUUCAUUUUACAGAAGGCAACUCAAUAAACUACCUACCAUUUUCUUCUAGGAUGAACAUAAACAUCCAAAUGUAUUUCUAUGAAGAUUGUGGUAUACUUUGGCAAAAAUGUUCCUACGUAAUUACUCUGUCUGUACUUUUUGAGUGGUAGGCUGACGUCUUCUUCAUUGCAAAAUAGGAUUGAGCAAAUGGAUUACACACACUCAGAACACUCAGAAUUGGGAGAGCAAUUCCAUGAAUCCUGCUUUGAUCUAUCUGGAUUAUUCAAUAUAUUUUAGAACCUAUUGCAUAAAGAGGGUGACCUGCCUUAAUUAUGAAUCUAUUUGAAACUCUGUUCCUUGUGCACAUCACAAAUGGCAGUAUUCUUUUAUUUUACUUUUUACAAAGUUGGCUUCUGCUUGUGCUGUAAACGUCUUGGUUUUUCAAUCCUUAAACCUACUGAACAUUUAAUAGAAAACAUCAUUCCCUUAUUUGCAUUUAAAGUAUGCACUGUAUGUAUCUCUUAUUUAUUUGAAAUAAAUUGUUUGUGUUCUAUCAAGUGAGUCUGAAAUGU
Messenger RNA from Oncorhynchus keta (chum salmon), 2815 nucleotides. RefSeq names its product isotocin receptor-like. Gene Ontology annotation, biological process: positive regulation of vasoconstriction; female pregnancy; maternal process involved in parturition. Gene Ontology annotation, cellular component: membrane. The transcript has 3 exons. Lineage: Eukaryota; Metazoa; Chordata; Actinopteri; Salmoniformes; Salmonidae. Gene Ontology annotation, molecular function: vasopressin receptor activity; oxytocin receptor activity; peptide binding. Bases 356 to 1531 code for a protein of 391 amino acids. The record is from RefSeq and is a predicted model, not a curated record.